AUAGUGCUACGACUGAGAGUCCAACUGGUUCGGUUGAAAGCCCCUUGUUUUUUAGUAUGAGACGUUCAUCUUCAAUAUCAGAUUUAAGUUAUUUGAUUCCGAAAACCAAGGAUGAACCAUUUC
Molecule: messenger RNA, 123 nt
Organism: Funneliformis geosporum
Lineage: Eukaryota; Fungi; Glomeromycota; Glomeromycetes; Glomerales; Glomeraceae
Source: the annotation of a GenBank genome assembly